Messenger RNA from Priapulus caudatus, 4211 nucleotides. Its product is annotated as zinc finger protein 91-like. Bases 9 to 4211 code for a protein of 1400 amino acids. NCBI's taxonomy places the organism in Eukaryota, Metazoa, Priapulida, Priapulimorpha, Priapulimorphida, Priapulidae. The transcript is spliced from 14 exons. The record is from RefSeq and is a predicted model, not a curated record.
UCCAUGCAAUGAUGCAUGAUUUACGUAGGAACAACAACAACUGGACAAAUCGGAUCAUGGCGAACAUAAUUGAGACGCAGCAAACGGAGGAGAUGUUGCUGAUGGAUCCAAACGUAUCCUAUGUCUACGUUACUGAAGGCAAUGCUUCUCUCGCCGCGGAAGAGAGCGCCACUCCCAGUGUGUAUAGCACAGAAGGAGCCGGUCUUGAAAGCACAGAGCAUGUUUAUGCUGCAGAGGUCAUUCUAAAUGCAAUGGGAGAAGCUGUUCAGCAACAAAAUCAGCAGCAAAAGCAAGACCCAAGCCCUGAAUGUUCUCCAGCUAUGCCAAAGAAGAAGUCUGUUACACCACGAGAGAAAAAGAUGAAGGCAAAAGAGGAUCCAGCUGCAUACGACAUGACAACUGCAGCUCCAGGAACCUGGUUUAAGUGUGAUGAGUGUGAAGCUGGUUUCACGCGAUCAGCCGACCUCAUCCAACACGUACAGAUCGUACACAACGUGUCCGAAUACUGGAAGUGCAAGCACUGUCCACAAAUUUUCAUCUAUAAGAAGAAUAGGACUAUGCAUAAGAAGAUCCAUCGUGGGGAGAAAAGGAGGAUGUGUUACCUGUGCAGCUACCGCUGUGUGAACGUGAACAGCCUGCAGAAGCACAUGCGCAUCCACGCGGGCGAGCGGCCGCACAGAUGCACGCUCUGCGCGAUGGCGUUCCGUCAGCCCGGCCACCUCACCGUGCACAUGCGCCGACACACGGGCGAGAGACCGUUCGCGUGUGAUCGCUGCGGCCGCACGUUCAGGCAGGUCGGACAUCUACGCUCGCACGAGGCCUUGCACCAGAGGGCGCUUCAUGCAGCCGCCGCGCCGCGCACGUGGUCGUGCGUCAUCUGCCAGGAGAAGUUUUCGAGCACGCCGGAGCUGAUCGAACAUAAGAAGAUUCACGGGGAGUUUCCGUACAAGUGCCACGAGGAGGGAUGCGAGACUGCGUGCAAGUUCCGCAAUGAGCUCACUCUACACGUGCUCACCGUACACAAGGGCAAGGAACCAUUGAAGUGCACAUACUGUGAGAUGAUGUUUGCCUACAAGAAGGACUUGGAUAGACACGUCGUCAGUCACACAGGAGAGAGAAACUACGCGUGCAAGUACUGCAGCAAGACGUUCGCGCGAGAUGUGCAUCGCACCAUCCACGAACGUGUGCACACAGGUGAGAGGCCAUACCUGUGUAAGAUCUGUGGCGAGCGAUUUCGCGACAUGUCUAACAUGAAGAAGCACCUGAGGAGACACGUCACCGUGCGGCCGUAUCGCUGCAAGCUCUGCGCAGACAAGGCUUUCUUCGAGAAGCGUUCUCUUAGGAAGCACUAUAAAACCAUGCACAAAGACGUCGACGUGGGCGUCAUCGAACCCGUCGGUCCCACGCUUCCCGCCAACUUUGGGGAACUGGUGAGAGGCUGUCGUACGGACCGGCUACCCGUCGCUGAGGUGGCGGCAGAGGGAGCGUCGGCAACCGUCGCCGCGGACGUUGCCGUCAUGCAGACUGCCGCCGCCGCCGCCGCUGCUGUCUCUACAGAGCAGGUGAUCAUGCCAGCUAAAGGUGCGACCGCUCCCACUUGCGACCGCUGCAAGAAGUCGCUGGCGACCAUCUACCUGAUAGACAGCGAGAAGACGCAGAGAUGUCCCAGUCUUUUCAGGUGCUCGAAAUGUUACGAGGCAGAGAACACCACGAACCCACAAUCGAAAGUUGUCCAAGUGAAUCCACCUUCAGCAGGUGAACCGCCGCAUUCUUCACCGACUCCGGCCAUCGGUGACGGAACAGCCCCGCUCACGACGGAGAAAUACUGUCGCGUGUGCAAGAGCUCGUUUAACAACGCGGGUGCUUACCGUAACCACAUGAGCGUGCACAAAGGUGAGGUGAGAAGUUACACGUGUCACCUGUGUGAGGCAAUCUUCAGUAGUGAGGAGGACGCCAGUCCGCAGGAGCGAUACGCGAGCCUGCGGGCCCACUACGACACCGCACACCGCAGCAGUCACCUGAAGGUUACACAGCCAGAAACGUCGAAUGCCUCUACACUGGAUAAUGAUAGCAAGGAUAUAAGCACAACUAUAAACACACGUUCACCGACCAGCAUUACAAUGACAAACGGCAAGGCAGAGAUUCCAGUAGUUGGCGCCACCAAGACAUCAGCCGCUACAGCGACUUCCAAAACCUGGGCGCCGCCACUCAAAACGACGCCCUCUUUUGUCAAAUCUCAGUCGCGACACCAGGGGGCAGGUGCCCAGCACCCAACGCCGCAGAUCGACAAACAGAAGAGCAUCGCCUGCGACAUCUGCCACCUGGUGGGCAACAACGAAGUGAGCAUCGCAAAGAUGCGUAAGCUUGUCUACUACGAGAACAAUCACACGGAGUUCAUCUACCGUUGCCAAGGCUGCGUCAGUCGCCACGGCGUCGGCAAGACAGCCGCAGCCGUCGCCGCCGGCAACCGCAGCCUCACGCUUCCCGCGCGGAACACGAGCGUGCUCGCGGACGUGCAGAACCGCCGGCAGGGGGCGCCGCCGCCGGACGACGACGACGAUGCGGGGAGCAUCAGCGCGCCGGCGGUGCGCGUGCAGAUCUCGCGCGAUCAUCAGCGCGGCUCGCGGGGUUUCAUCGCGCGUGACCACGGUACACAGACCGCCGGGCUGCUCUCCUGCGAGGUGUGCGGGGAGAGCGUGUCCGUGCGCCGGCACCACGAGCCGGGCAGGCAGGUGUGGCGGCUUGCGACCGCGUGCGGCGAGUGUCGACGCGAGUGCGCGUCUCCCGGCGCCCUCGCCUCCCACGCACGCCUCCACGACGCCGAGUCAUCGCUGCAUCCGUGCGGCGUGUGCGCGGCCACCUUCAGCCACGCCGGGCUGCUGCUAUACCACGAACGCACCGCGCACGGUGGCGGCGCGCGGCGGCGGCGGCCACGCCCGGGGUUCGAACCGGUCACCGACGACGAUGACGACGACGUGGGGGAGGCGCGGUGUGGGUUGUGUCGGCGAGGAUUCGCGAGCCAGGAGGCGCUGCAAGAGCACGCGGCGACGCACGCGGGAGAACGCCUUCUCUACAUCGAUGUGCGACCGACCGACCGACACCCGUCCCUCGCUGCUCGCAAGGAGAACCUACACCCGGGGGAGGGAUCCCCGCUCAAGGAGGAGGGUGGGGGACGGGAGAGGACGGGGGAGGAACGGAGGCGGGAGCGCGUGGAGGCGAGGUGCAGGGACGUGGCGAGGGUAGCGAGGGAGGAGCUAGAGGAGGAGGGUGUGGAUCUCAGCGAGCGUGACUGCCAGCGCAUCAAGAGGCUCCUCCUAGAGACGGCCGGACUCGUAGAUCGCGACCUUCCCGCCGACCUCCUCAAGAUGUCCGCCAGGACGUCGGCGGCGGCAUCGCGACGGACGAAGCCGGUGGCGGCGGCGGCGGGGGGCGGGGGGAGCCGGCGGGGCGUGAUCACGCUGGGACCCGGAGGCACCAUCAAGGCCGUCAUGUUUCCACCGUCGGUGGGGGCGGCGGCAGUGGUGGGAGGCUGGAAGGUUAGGCGGCCGCUGGCGAGUGUGCUGAAGAUAGGACCCCCGCCUCUCGCUCCGAUCGCUCCGCAGCCGCAGAAAGCUGCGUUGCUGUCAAACGUCUCCGGUAAGUCAGCGAGCGCGAUCGCGAAAGCCGAACCGACGAAGGUGUCAGUGCAAGCUCCGACAGCCGGCGUCUCCAUUCCACCGCCAUCAUCGUCGCUACAGGUCACGACGGAGGCUUCAACGACGGCAGCCACCACCACCGAUCUCUCGACGAUAACGCUCCUGCCACCAACAACAUCCCGCGCGUCGUCAGCGUCCGGGCCGCCGGCGAUUCCCACCGCCGACGCCGUCCACAAACCCGCAGCAGCGGCGUCCUGCGUCGUCGUGGCAACGCCAAAAUCUUCCUCCUCUACAACGACGACUAUGCGGCGGCAGCAGACGAAGCUGGUGGAGGAUGUGUCGUUCUCGGGAAGCCCCGUGAAGACUUACCCCGGUAAGAAGACUCCGCCCGUCGAACUGAUAUGCGAGGGGCGUCGCGGCGGCGGCGCGGCGGCAGUGGAGAGACCGCCCGCGCAGCGCGGCCGGAAACGUGACGGCACGACGAUCAUCACGCUCGACGCCGAGUCAGUACAGGAAGGUGGUCGUCGCCGUGGAGACGGCAUCGCCGGCGCGCGGCGCGACGCGGCCACCCUAUGA